AUGGACGAUGAACCGAUACGCCGCGCGUCGUCCCCGGCGCCGGGGACGACGCGCGCGCAGGAGCGAUUUCUCGAACAAAGACGCGCGAGCGGUCUGGCGGGCGCGGAAGCCCUGGCGACGUUCGUCGAGCCGCCGGGGAUGGAAACGCGAGGGAUAGAUAAGGUUGCGGGACUGAUUUUUUGGAUUUUGAACUUUUAUCUGUGGUAUCGCGUCAUCGGGGAGGCGUUCGUACCGCUGGGGGCGUACUUCACGGCGCUCGUGUGGCCGGUGUUCGCUCCGCGCGGGAGGCGAAGAGACGAUCGCGCGGCAGCGCACGCGGAGCAGGUGGGGAUCGUGGUGAUGAUUUAUGCGUUCUUAUUGAGCGCGAUAUUCAUCUAUCCGACAUACUGCGUUUUCGGGCACGCGACGUGGAUGCGGAACGCGUUCUUGGGAUACAUUGGUUGGUACGUGCUGUUGGACCGGCGCUCGGAUAGCUCGGGCACUAGAUUCGUGGCGUGGUCGAGACGUCUACCUUUUUGGCGCAUCCUGGCUGAUUACUUCCCAGUUCGAUUAUACAAGAGCGGCGAGCUCGAUCCAAAAGGGAAUUACUUGUUCGGGUAUCAUCCGCACGGCGUCAUCGGCGUCGGGGCGUUGAUGACGUUUGCCACCGAAGCGACGGGAUUUUACGAAGCAUUUCCAGGAUUGGAUUUACGGCUCUUGACGUUAUCGGUGAACUUCAAGUUUCCAUUUACGCGAGAGGUGUUGAUGGCGCUCGGGAUUAACUCCGUCACUAAGGCGAGCGUCAUGACCAAUCUUACCCGCGCACCAGGCGCGAGCGUCGCCAUCGUCAUCGGCGGCGCCGCAGAGGCGUUGGACGCUCGUCCGGGAUCGGCCACGCUCACGCUGGCGAGACGUAAAGGGUUCGUGAAAAUGGCUCUGCGCACGGGUGCAUCGCUCGUGCCUGUUUUUGCCUUCGGGGAGAACGAUAUUUUCGAGCAAGUCGAGAAUCCCGACGGCGGGCGCCUGCGCAAGUUUCAGACGUACAUCAAGCAACUCAUCGGAAUCUCACCGCCGGCUUUUUACGGCCGCUCGCUCAGUCGGGGGGUGUGGCGUCGCAUUUUUGGGCGUAAGGGAGUGCUGCCGAAGCGUGAACCGAUCGAAGUGAUCAUCGGUAAUCCCAUACACGUCCCUCAGGUGGACGAUCCGUCGCCCGACGUCAUCGACAAGUAUCAUCAAUUGUACACCGUGGGACUCAAGGAACUUUACGAGCUGCAUCGCAGACAAUUUCACCAGUUGAAUCGCGGAGGUUCUUCCGACGAUCUGCUAAGCGAUCUGAUCAAGCGUAAGAACAACCUCCAAGCCAUGACAUUCAAAUAG
This is a messenger RNA of Ostreococcus tauri, 1356 nucleotides long. Its product is annotated as Diacylglycerol acyltransferase. Gene Ontology annotation, biological process: triglyceride biosynthetic process. The coding region runs from base 1 to 1356 and encodes 451 amino acids. The transcript is spliced from 2 exons. Lineage: Eukaryota; Viridiplantae; Chlorophyta; Mamiellophyceae; Mamiellales; Bathycoccaceae. The record is from RefSeq and is a predicted model, not a curated record. Gene Ontology annotation, cellular component: endoplasmic reticulum membrane. Gene Ontology annotation, molecular function: diacylglycerol O-acyltransferase activity.